AAAGCCAAAUCCACCCUCUCUGCUCUGAGAAUAUGAGGUCAAACCUGGUUGCUGUCUGGUCACCAAGUGGCUCAUUAUUUAUCCUUGUGAAAUCCUGCAGAAUUAUCUGAAAGUGAAGAAGAAACACUCUGGUUUUGCAAGGGGACUUAUAGUCAAGGGCUUCAUUACUGGUUUAAUGGUGAAGUGCAACCUUGAUGUGGGACCAUUGUCAACAGAGGUGAGAAUUGCAAACCUCAGAUGGAGAGACACUAUUCUCAGAAUUCUGAGCUAUUUGGUAAACAGAAAAAUACUCUGACCAUGUUGAUGAAGCCUAAUCACGAUUUACUUUCUUCUGGAUACUAAAUAAAAGCCUGAGUUGAUAAGAGAAAUUUAGUGGAGUAGCAAACUCCAUUGCAAAGUGUGGUACCACUUCCUGGAGAAGCCAAAUGGACACGAAGCCUUCCUCCGAGAAAGGUACAGAUUUCUGCUCACUGCGCUACGCACUGGCUCUCAUCAUGCACUUCUCAAACUUCACCAUGAUCACCCAGCGCGUGAGUCUGAGCAUUGCCAUCAUUGCCAUGGUGAACAGCACCCAGCAACAAGAUCCAGCCAAUGCUUCCACUGAGUGGUCUCUGACAGACCCCCUCUACCACCCAAACAGGUCCAACGAGGAAUUUAAAAUGAGGGCAUCUGUGUAUCAGUGGAGCCCAGAGACCCAGGGCAUCAUCUUCAGCUCCAUCAGCUAUGGAAUAAUACUGACGCUGAUCCCAAGUGGAUAUUUAGCAGGGAUAGUUGGAGCAAAACAGAUGAUUGGCGCCGGUUUGCUGGUCUCUUCCCUUCUCACCCUCUUUACCCCUGUGGCUGCUGACUUCGGAGUGAUUUUGGUCAUUGUGAUUCGGACAGUGCAGGGCAUGGCCCAGGGAAUGGCAUGGACAGGACAGUUUACAAUUUGGGCAAAAUGGGCUCCUCCACUUGAACGGAGCAAACUCACCAGCAUUGCAGGAUCAGGGGCAGCAUUUGGGUCUUUCAUUAUUCUCUGUGUGGGUGGACUAAUCUCACAGGCAUUGGGAUGGCCUUUCAUCUUCUACAUCUUUGGUAGCAUUGGCUGUAUCUGCUGUCUACUGUGGUAUAUGAUGAUUUAUGAUGACCCUAUGCAUCAUCCAUGCAUAAGUGCCAAGGAAAAGGAGCACAUUGUGUCCUCUCUGGCUCAGCAGCCCAGUUCUCCCAGACGAUCUGUGCCCAUAAAGGCUAUGGUCAGAUGCCUACCACUUUGGGCCAUUUUCACUGGGUUUUUCAGCCAUUUCUGGUUAUGCACCAUCAUCAUCACAUACCUGCCGACGUACAUCAAUACUGUACUCCAUGUUAACAUAAGAGACAGUGGGGUUCUGUCUUCCCUGCCAUUUGUUGCUGCUGCUAGCUGUACAAUUUUAGGAGGUCAGUUGGCAGACUUGCUUCUGUCCAGGAAUUUUCUCAGCUUAAUUGGAGUGCGAAAACUCUUCUCAUCCUUAGGUCUCCUCCUUCCAUCACUCUGUGCUGUAGCCCUGCCCUUUGUGGCAUCCAGUUACGUGACAACCAUUAUUUUGCUGAUACUUAUUCCUGGGACCAGUAACCUGUGUGACUCAGGGUUUAUCAUCAACACCCUAGAUGUUGCUCCCAGAUAUGCAAGUUUCCUCAUGGGGAUCUCAAGAGGAUUCGGGCUUAUUGCAGGAAUUGUCUCCUCUACCACCACCGGAUUCCUUAUCAGUCAGGUUGGGCAUGUUAUUGAAAGGAUUCUGAGUCUGGAUGGAGGAAUGUAUUUUUCCUGUCUGCUGCUGUCAACAUGUUUGGCCUUCUCUUUUACCUCACAUUUGGACAAGCAAAGAUCCAAGACUGGGCUACAGAAAGGAUUCUCACCCACCUCUGAGUAUACAGCAUCUGAACCUUCAUAUAGUACAGACUCUUAACCUUCUAACUUUUUUUUACUGUCCACAAACUGUAUUCAUAUUCUUAACCACAGAUAUAGUACUCUGCUCUGGAUGUGUGUUAGAAUUUUCCAUAGAGCCUUAAAAACAUGGAGAUGCCUAUACCACAGUUCAGAGAAUAUGUGAAUUUGUCUGGAUUGGAGUCUGGACACCACUGAAUGUUAAAUUCCCUGAGAGAGCCAGGGUGUAACUGGUAGACAGAUUUGAAAAGGCAAAUCUGUUGUCCUUAAAUUUUCCUCUUGGGAAAAUAGUAAAUGAAUAAAAAUCUAUGUGAAAAUAAUCACUGUUAAAACCUUCAUGGGGAUAGUUAUAAACACAAAGUGUAGCCAUAUGCUAUAAAAUUCAGUGUAGGGCAGAAUUCUAAGUUGGUAAACAAUAGAAUUAACUUUUUUUUUUUUUUACUGUUUUAUAUACUGUGAGGCAUGGGUGUUUAUUUUUGUAGUUAAACUCUAUUAAAAUCUGUUGUUAAAAUUCAAUAGACUAUUUUAAAAUUAUUUGAAUUAGGAUUUUUUUUCCAUCACAUAUAGCAGAAAAUGUCAGGAAAAGAUUCAGUGAAUAAGGUUGACUAGAAUUCAAGGCAAGAACUUACCGAAUUGGGAAACUUGUCCUUAAGAGAAGGACAAGUGUUAGAGGGGGCAGUGUUCUUGCUUCUAGAAGGGACAGGGACAUAGUCUUGAUGAUUUGAUGAAAACUAGAGGGAGACAACCAAGACAACUCAAGUGAAAAGAUACUUUAUAUGUGGGAGGAAAGCACUAAUACUAUACUAUUGUAUAAUGGACUGGAAAAGGCACAGAAAGUGUCAUGUAGUAGAGAAGAUUCUUUACUGUCUUAGUUGCUUUCCUCUCAAUGCUGAGACAAAAAUACAUGAUGGUCAAAAUUAAGGAAAUAAAGGCUUAUUUAGCUCAGAGUUUGUGGAGGUUUCAGUCUAUACUUAGCUGACUCCAGGACAGGGCAGCAUGACACUGGGGCAAUAGUUCAAGGCAGCAGAAGACAGAAAAAGCAACAAGAACAAAAAGAGGGGUGAAUAAACCUCUGUCCUCCAUCUGAUUGUAAGCAGACCACACACUGCCCCCAGGGAAGGGGUAGCACUCACAUCAUAUCCAUGCCCUCCUCAUUCGGAGCUUGUUUACAAAGUGAGAACCCUGGUCCCAUGCUGACUUAAACUUUUAAACUUCUCAAGGGGACAUAGUAUCAACGUUUACAGAUAGGGAAAAAAAAAAUGUGUUUCUGCAUAUUUUCUUUUUUUUCUCAGGUCUCUCCAGUAGUCACCAUCAACUCCCACAAUAACUGACUCUGGCUCCAAACAUGUUAAAUGUAUCUUCUACAUGGUCUUCACACACAUAGAUGAUUGUAGUUUUGCUUCAAAGUUUCUAGAGAGAAAUUCCUCCCAUAUUGGGAUCCUAGUAGAACCAGGAGGACUAGAACCUUGAGCUAAUUCAGCAGGUGACAAGAAACUCUUAAUGCCAAUCAAUAGGUAGUUUUGAGAAGAUGCUUUAAGGAAAAUGCAGUCAAACCUUGAGGUGAUAUUAUGUGAACAUGUUGCUCUGACUUCAGUGUCUUUAUGAUACACAGAGAAAGAGAGAGAGAGAGAGAGUGAGAGAGAGAGAGAGAGAGAGAGAGAGAGAGAGAGAGAGAGAGAGAAGAGAAGGGAAAGGGGAAAGAAGAGGAAGAAGAAAAGAGAAUAAGAAGAACAAAAGAUGGGUUAUACAGGCAUUUUUACAUAGGAAAAAUGGCAGGCAAUCCAAUAAAAAUGGACAUGACUUGAACUGGGGUUUCACAAAAGAAAAUCUUUUUUUUACAAAAGCAAAUUGUAAGUGGCUCAUAAAUACUAAAAUAUUUCAGCUUCAUUAGUCAUUACAAAAAUGAAAAUCAAAGCCACAGUGAGAUAUCGCUACACACUUAACCAAAAGGAUAAAAAUGAAAGAAAAUAGAAAGUAGAAAAUAUUGGCAAGGUAUAGAGCAAGUGAAAUUUUGCACACUGUGAAUGUGAGUAUAAUCAAACCUUUGGAAAGCUGCUUGUCAGUGUUUCCUACAGCUGACUGGAGAUUUCAGUGACUGAGGCAUUUCACUGACAAGUAUAUACGUACAUAAGAACGUGCACAAAUAAUGUCUAUAGGAACAUUACAUUUAAGUACACCAAACUGGUAACAUCAAUUCUAAGGGAUGAAUGAGUAAGUAAUUCUGGCAUAUUUCUGCAGCAAUGAGAAUCAACAGAACCAGUACCUAGCAGAUUCUCUCUUUCUCUCUCUCUCUCUCUCUCUCUCUCUCUCUCUUAGGGCUGGGGUUGACCUCAUGAUCUUGCGCUCACCAGGGAGGCACUUAUACCACUGAACUAAAUCCCUGGCUCCCAGUACAUAACAGAAUGCUUCAAAACAGACAAAACCAAUCUACUCUAUUAAAAAUCAAAGUAAUGAUUUCUGUCCUUCCAGCUUCUGCACAGGUGGGAAAGUAGCAGCAGCAUAAUCUGUGUUAUCAGCUUUGGAACCAAUGAUGGAGUUCCUAAAAUGCAAAAUGAAGGAGCUCAGAAUUCCAAGAAACUAUGACACUGGAACUGUAGUUGUCAUGGAGCUAAGAACCACAGGAGCUCAACAUUUCCCAAAUGUAUCUUAACAGAUAGCAUAUUAAGCCUCUUAGGAUAUCUUUCCCUCUGUGAUGGUUUGAAGAAGAACUGUGACUCAUAAUUUUUUUUUUUUUUUUUGUGGCAGUAAUAAUGGGAUACGUGUUCAAAAUGAGUGGGAGUAUUUUAAGAGAUGAAUGACAAUGUGACAUUUACUGUAGUAAUUGUUUAUAAUUAAAUUUGUUGGUACAUUUUAGGUAUACAUAAUGGUCAUAUUCAUCAUAGGGAAUCUGUACCUAUACAUGUUAUAUUUUGAUUCCUUUUCCCCAAUCCCUUCUCCUCCCUUCAGCCCCUCUUCUCCCUAUUUACAAAGCUUUGUUCCCAUUGUAUCCUUUUUAAUCAUGUUUUCCUUUUGCUUUCCUUCUUUUCCUUCUCCCAUCCUAGUUCCUUUUUCCUUUUGAACAAUUUCUUCCCAUUUCACAGUAUCUAUUGUAUACACUAUCCAUUGUCUUUAUUUAUUCCUUCAGUUUCUCACUGAAAUGCAAUAAUUACACAUGUGAGUCCGAUUUAUUUCCCUUAAAAGAGUAUGGCCUCAAGUUGUGCCCAUUUGUGUACCCAUGUUUAUAGCAGCACAGUUUGUAAUAGCUAAAUCUUGGAUACAACCCAAAUGCCCAUUAUCCGAGGUAUGGAUAAAGCAGACGUGGGUUUUUUUUUAUAUAAUGGGGUACUACUCUGCCAUAAAGAAGAAUAAAUUCGAGACAUUUCUAGGUAAAUUGGCUGGGGAUGUAGCUCAGUGCCAAGGCCCUAGGUUCAAUACCCACUACUGCACAUGAUGAAGAAGAUGAUGAUAAUGAUGAUGAUGAUGAUGAUGAUGAUGAAAGUAAAAAAAAAGAAUCUAUAACCCAUCUCCCUGUUUUAAUCAAUUGUCAUUUAAAUUAGUUCACUUUUCUCAAAUAGUUUGUUGUUAUCUGUUUAAGAGUGAGGUCAUCUGCUGUUUCGUAUUCACUGUUUGUAUUAUAUUGUGAAUUUGUAAUAUUCCUGAGAGCUGAGCAAUAUUUUUGAGCACUUUUUGUUGUAUGAUGGAAUUUGAUCUUCUAAUAGUUUAUUCAGGACUUAGGCUGCUGGGUGGCUGUAUGAAGGUGGCUCUGGAUACAUGUAUAUGUUUUCUGUGUCAAGAUAUACAUGAAGCUGAUGUCAAUGUCACAACAAGAAAGAAAAACUUUGCUUAUUCCUGAAGGAUCAGACGAAAAUCAGCUGAAAUGGAAGUGUUUGAUGCUAUCGUUAUCUGAAGACUGCAAAGUAUUGAUUUAUAAAACUAUGUAGGCUUACAGAUCUGGUGGCAUGCCCACAGAAUCCCAGCUACCCUGGAAUGUGAGGCAAAAAAUUUGCAAGUUUUAGGCCAGACUGUGCAAGUUAGAGAGAUCUGUCUCAAAAUAAAAUGCAGAAUGGGCUGGGGUAUAGUUCAAUGCUAGAACGUGCUUCACUUGCACAUAUAAAGCCUGAGAUUCAAUGCCAACUACUUUAAAAACAUGAAACAAACAUUGAUUUAAAACAAUCUGUGUAGGAUUAAAGUCAUUUGAAGAGUGUUCUUAGACAACUUUCUCAAUUUCCUUCAUAGUUAUUUGCAUGUUAAGGGGUUCUUCAAUUGAAUUUGACACUAUGUUAUUUUGGAGGAUUAUCUAUUUUAUGCAUAAUAUAAAAUAUAUUUGCAAAAUAUUCAA
This is a messenger RNA of Cavia porcellus (domestic guinea pig), 6218 nucleotides long. It is a transcript of the gene Slc17a2, whose product is annotated as solute carrier family 17 member 2. The record is from RefSeq and is a predicted model, not a curated record. Gene Ontology annotation, molecular function: transmembrane transporter activity. The coding region runs from base 426 to 1922 and encodes 498 amino acids. Lineage: Eukaryota; Metazoa; Chordata; Mammalia; Rodentia; Caviidae. The transcript has 13 exons. Gene Ontology annotation, cellular component: plasma membrane. Gene Ontology annotation, biological process: monoatomic anion transport; transmembrane transport.